Messenger RNA from Belonocnema kinseyi, 2999 nucleotides. RefSeq lists its product as uncharacterized. The transcript has 14 exons. The coding region runs from base 40 to 2955 and encodes 971 amino acids. Lineage: Eukaryota; Metazoa; Arthropoda; Insecta; Hymenoptera; Cynipidae. Gene Ontology annotation, cellular component: extracellular matrix. The record is from RefSeq and is a predicted model, not a curated record.
UCUCUUCGAAAAGUCUCAACUCCAAAAGAAAUCGUGAAAAUGGUUGCUGCUAAGAGUUCAGUAUUCAUGUGCCUGGCUAUGGUGAUAGUAGCCAGUGAAGCAGGAGUAGUUCCAGUCGUUCCAGCAGCACCAGUGUUGGCCAAGGUUGAAGACUUCGACCCAUCACCUCAGUACAGUUUCGCUUAUGAUGUUCAGGAUCCAUCAACUGGGGAUUCAAAGGCUCAAUACGAAACAAGAAACGGUGAUAUUGUCCAAGGAAGCUACAGUCUAAUCGAAGCUGAUGGUACCAGGAGAAUUGUAGACUACACUUCUGAUCCUGUAAACGGAUUUAACGCAGUUGUCAAUCGAGAACCUGCAGUGGCUGUUGCUCCAGUUGUUGAAGCAGUUGCUAAAGUUGUUGCUCCAGUUGUCGAAACAUCUGCGAGAGUUGUUGCUCCAGCACCAGUGGCCCCAGUUGUUGCUUCGCAUUAUGCUCCAGCUGCGAGAGUUGUUGCUUCUCCAGCUGCAGUUGCUUCUCCAGCUGCAGUUGCAGUUCCAGCUCCAGUUGCAGUUCCAGCUCCAGUUGCAGUUCCAGCUGCAAGAGUUGCUUAUACAGCUCCAGUUUCUCAAGUUGUAGCUUCACCUUACGCUCCAGUUGCACAUUUGGGUUACACAAUUCCACGAGCAGUUGCUACGAGAUUGUCUGUACCACUGUCUGCUCCUUUUGCCUAUCCAGCAGCUUACACUCUACUUCGCUUGAUCAGAAACAAUUCUUCCGGACUUAGCUUGAUCAGAAACAAUUCUUCCAGACCUAGCUUGAUCAGAAACAAUUCUUCCAGACUGAGCUUGAUCAGAAACAAUUCUUCCGGAUUUAGCUUGAUCAGAAACAACUCUUCCAGACCUAGCUUCCACGACCUCAACAUCGGAAUCCGAAAUUGCUGCAAGCGCUGGCUCCCGAGUGAUGACUGCAUUGAAACCAUUUACUCCAUCCGCGGUGUAAUCCACAAUCCUUCUGGUACCAGGAUCACUGAAGAACUGAUGUCUGAUGAUGUGAUUGAAGUGCUUUUAUAUUCAUUGUAUGCGUCAUCUAUAAUGGCAAUAAGCAAUAGUAGCUUUUGCUUUGCACCCAAACAUCCCCACCUAGAAUCGCUAUUGACCUCCUCAGUUCUCCAUAACCAAGUACAAUGUACCAACGUACUUAUGUUUCUUCAUAUCGAUGCCGCUGUCUUCGAAGCAUACGCUUUGAAGACACCACUCGCGUCUAAUACGCGACUUGAAAACAAAUCUGUUCAUUCGAAGGACCGAUUAUGUCAGUCUGCAUUCGACUUCGCGGAGAGGAAGAUCUGUGGUAAAAGAAAGCGAAAAAGCCCAGUCUGUAGUAGCGCCCUGAGCCUAGGCUCGUCUUCCUCUUUGCGGAAAACCACCGCAUGCGGAGAAGUGGUGGGAGAGCGCGCAGACGCCGGGCACAUACGACGCUCUCCCACCGCUCUCUCUUUCGCAAAGAGGAAAGUGGUGGGAGAACAUCUUAUGUGCCCAACGUGCGCACACUCUCCCACCACUUUCCCCCAUGUAGCGCUUCUCCGCAACGAGGGAGCCGAGCCUAGGCUCGGUUCAGACCAGGCUCAUCCGCUCUCUAACUAUAGGACAGCAAGGUUUAUCAUCAUUGAUGGAAGGCAAAAGCAGUUGGAUUGGAAAAAUAUGGAUGAUGAUAGGGAUGAGGAAGAGGAUGAGCAACUUUGGCAACUGGAACAACUGGUGCCACUGGAGCAACUGGAGCAACUGGAACUGCUGGAACACUCUUCAAAAUGGCAGUCGCCAACUUUGACGAGAGGUGCUGGUGCUAUUGCUACUGGCGCCGGUACCAAGCUGGCCUUGGUUACCAUGAUAGAUGUUGCAAUGAUGAUGAUACUAGAAGGCGAAAUUUCUCCCGAAAAGGUCAUUGGCUCUUCCUCUCAUCUCACCUUUACCAUCCUGCCUGAUGGGCGCGUCUUCCUUCUCUCGGCCAUUCACCUCUCGCUCUCAUCUCCCAAUGGCCAAUGCAAUACAGACCCUGUGCCCAUAAAUAUUUCACUCUCUGAACCCAAGUCCUCGAGUGGUGUUAUUGACUGCACUGGUGCAGUUUGGUCUAGAAAAAAUUCUGUCGCUUUAGAAAAAUGGAAUGAUCAACGACCAGGUUUAAUUUUUCUCUUCGAGUCUAACAUCGCCAUGAAAAUCCAGAUUUUAACAUUGUGGGUGUUUCUUGCAUCUGCAAGAGGUGUCAUCAUCCCAUCAGAUGGAAGAUUUCCUUAUGAACCAAUUGCACCAGUUGCAGUUGGAACCUUACCAACUUUGGGUUUUCCUGCAACUUUGACAAGACCAGUUGAACCCUUUUCUCGACCAGAAUAUUCCUAUGGAUACGAUGUCAGUGAUCCUAUAACUGGUGACUCGAAAAAUCAACAUGAAACUAGAGAUGGGGAUGUGGUUAGGGGUGGUUAUUCCUUCAUCGAGUCGGAUGGCAGUCGAAGGAUCGUGGACUAUUUUUCUGACCCAAUCAACGGAUUCAAUGCAAUUGUUCGCAAGGAACCUGCAGUUGCAAAACCAGCUCCAGUUGUUGAACCAAAACCAGCUGCACAUGCAGUUGUGAGACCAGCUGCAGUUGCAGUUGUAAGACCAGCUGCACCCGUUUUAGUACAAGGACCAGCGACAGUUGCUCCAGUUAUCGAAACAAGACCCGCAGCAGUUGCAGUUGUAAGACCAGCUGCUGUUGCAGUUGUAAGGCCAGCUGCAGUUGCACCAGUUUUUGUACCCAAACCAGCUGCAGUUUAUCCAGUUACUGCGCCAAGGCCAGUCGCAGUUGGAAAACCAGCUGCAGUUGCAGUUGUAGCACCUGCAAUACGUUUCCCGCCAUCUGCAGCAGCAUAUGCACCUUUUCCUUUUGUUCUUGGACGCCAAGGAUAUGGAUACCCACAAACACCCUUUGGAUUUCCAUACUAUUAGUACAAUUUUGAAAUGAUUUUAUUUUUAAUUAUAAAUUUCUCAGU